Molecule: messenger RNA, 2572 nt
Organism: Ruditapes philippinarum (Manila clam)
Lineage: Eukaryota; Metazoa; Mollusca; Bivalvia; Venerida; Veneridae
Product: multiple epidermal growth factor-like domains protein 10
Exons: 4
Coding region: 159-1160 (333 amino acids)
Source: RefSeq, a predicted model, not a curated record
AAGAUGAUACGGGGUAUUGUAUUCAAUGUAAGGCUGGUUUCUAUGGACUACAAUGUCAACACAAUUGUAGUUUAUGUGAAAAUGAACGUUGUGAUUUACGUAUCUGCUCUAGUGGUUGUAGAGAUGGGUAUUAUAAGUAUAAACGCGGUGUCGAAACAAUGUGUCAAAAUUGUCCGACAAAUUGUAAACAUUGUAAGGAUGGUAAUACAUGUUAUAUUUGCAAUGACGGUUUUCACCUCUAUAAGUUUAAUGACAACGUUCACUGUGUGCAAUUUCCGGACUGUGUUAUUCAAGGUUGUAACCAGUGUCAAAUACACAAUGGUUCGUUAGUCUGUGCUGAUUGUCCAGAGGGACAGAUAUUCAAUGGUGAGACAUGCGGAUCACACACAUUAUUGUGCUCAAAAGUAUGUUCUACGAAUUGUGAUAGUACUGGAAUAUGUCAAGGAGAAUGUAAUGAGGGUUGGACUGGUGACAAAUGUUCCAAACAAUGUAACAGAAAUUGUUUAAAGUGUUCAAAAGAUGACGGAAGUAGUUGUCUACUGUGUAAAGGUAAUUUCUACUCAACCAAUUGCAGUUUAGGCUGCAACCAGGCAUGCAUAGUAACAAGUGGUAAACAUACAUGUGAACAUGCAGACGGAUAUUGUUUAAACGGAUGUAAACAAGCAUUUUGGGGCAAUACCUGUGAUAAAUCUUGUCCUAGUGGAUGUAAAGAUCUUAAAUGUGAUAGAAACAACGGUAUAUGUACAGAUGGAUGUAAGAAUGGGCUUACCGGAGAUAAAUGUACUCAAGCUAUUUCAAUCGGCGAACAAGAAACACCAGAAACAACAACAAAGUCAGCCGGAAUUGUAACACAACAAACAUUUGUGCGAUGUGACGAUAAAGCUAAUGAUUUUACCAUCGGUUAUUUCUCUGGAUUCGGAUCUUGUGCUGCCAUAGUAGUAUUUGCUCUAUUGUUUUACCUUAUAAGACGAAGGUAUCUGGCAAGUAAAACGCCAAAAGAUAACAGACGUAACGUUGAGAUUCCAACAUACUAUAACACUAGAACUGAUUUCGGCGCUGUAAAUACUGAGUCAGCUGAAGUGACUAAUAAUUACGAGAGUUUGAGUAAUAACAGGACCACGGAUAAUGUAUACAAUGAUCUCGGAACAACAUUGUCAUAGAUGUUAGAGAAAUUUGAGAGUUGUAGUGGUUAACUAGUGAAAACAACAUAAUGAAUUGUUACUGUAUUUGUUGUUCUUGUGGUGAUUGAUGCAUAUUAUUACUCUCCUUAUAGAAUGGUAGGGUGACAAUCAAGCCAUUCAGAAACUUGAACCCGGACCCAUUUUUUAACAAGUGGUGUCAUAUACCAAAAUGUUCCAAUAUAUUCGUAGUUUCUAAACAUGCCGGCAUAAUUUUGCAUUAAUGGUGGCGAACAUAGAAAUCCAAGAUGGCGACCAAGAUGUCCGCCAAAAAUAUUGAAAUAACAACUUACCUACUUUUUUAUUUUUAUCAGUUAAACAGAUGCAUUUGUUCUUUUCAUGCAUUUUUGUAUCAAAUUCAUGUCACAUAUAGAAAUUUAGUAUCUAUUUUUAAUGUAAAAAUAUCUUUUAACAGACACAUGAUGAAAAUUGUGGCGAACAAUAAUGAAAAAUUGCUAACAUUUUUAGAUGUCCGAACAUUUUUCCAUGUAAUAAUGCAAUUUACAAAUCAAUUGAUUUAUUAUGGUUUAUAUAACAAGAAAACAUCCUCUGCAUAUGAAAUGUGCAAUUGAUUUUUUUUUUAUAUAAUUGUAUUUUUGGAAAAAAUGUGUAUUUUUUAAGUGGGUGGGGUAAAAUAAUAAUCUAAUAAAAAUCACAAAUUUAUCGUAAGUUACAUUAUUUUUAUAUAUUUAAAUUGUUAUUAUUUUAAAUUAACUACUUGAAAGACUUUAAUCUAUAAUUUAUAACAAACUUCAGUAACUUUUGGAUAGAGUAUGCAAGAUUGUUAAUAGUUUUAUAAGAAAUUAAGCACUAUAAGUUGAACACAGCGUUUCAAUUCAACCUUAUAAGUUUAUGCUUAAUAAUUUACUUGCAUUUUUCUUUCGUUUAUCCAAGUUUAAACAAUCAUUUAAUUCAUUUCUUGUAUGUUUCAUAUGUAAAUAUGAAAACUUAUUCAAACAUUUCUUUGGUGAGUUUCUACAUACAUUUCCCGACCUUUCAUGUAACUGAGUGGGUGGGGUACAUAACACAGUUUGAUAUUUCAGGUAAGAGUAAACAACCAAAUAAUAACUAAUCACUUUUUCACAAAAGUUUUUGAAUAAAGGCACAUUUGAUUAUAGACAAUUUCCUGAAAUAGGUAAAAAGGAAUGUAAAUGUAGUAAAAUGAACAAGAGGGUCAUUGUAGACUUAUUUUGCGCACCAUAUUGACAACUGUAUAUAACUUUUGGUGAUUUCAUUUUAAAAAAAGAAAUAAAAUGACAGGAAAAGGCGCAAUCAAAAUCUAAAUUUGAUAAUGAUCUAAUUUUGCCAAAUCGUUAACAUCUAAGGUCUUAGUGAUAUAUAGAAUACAUUGCUUUAUUCAAAAUUGGAUUCACUUAAAGAAACACAAAAAAACA